AGCUUCUCUUUGAACCUUCAGCUGUUUGUCAGGUUCCUCCUCUCCCCUACCAGCCGAAGGCCCCGCUCAUGGGCCGAGCGCAGGACAAGUCUGGGCCUUUGGCUCGGAGGCCGGACAACUCCGCUUUCAAACAGCAGCGACUACCUGCUUGGUCUCCGAUGCUAACCGCUAACACUGUGCUGCCUUUCUUCUACCUCAUGGCUCUGAUAUGCAUGCUGCUCGGAGUGUGGCUGCUGCUCACCGUGCAGAGCACACAGGAACUAAAGCUGGACUACACAGAACGUGGAACUUGUGCUGAAUGUUUUCAGAUGCGUAAAAACGUGAGCUUUGCCGGAGAGCCCUGCAGGUGCCAGGUGCACUUUUCCAUCAGCAAAGCGUUUAAGGGAGAUGUGUUUUUUUACUACGGACUGAAGAAUUUCCAUCAGAACCUCCGUAGGUACAUGGACUCCAGAGAUGAUGGACAGAUGGUGGGCCGGAAGAAUAAAUUAAAGAACCCAAGUGCAUACUGCGAGCCAUUUGCAAGAGAUCAGAACGGAGUCCCUAUUGCUCCCUGCGGAGCUGUAGCCAACAGUAUGUUUAAUGACACCUUUGCUCUGACCUUCCAUCAUUCCAGCGGUUCUGUUCUUGUUCCGCUGCUACGGACCGGCCUCACAUGGUACACUGACAAAAACGUCAAAUACCGUAACCCAAGGAUGGACAACUUGACUCUAGCUGAGGUGUUUGAAGGCACUGUGCAACCUUUGUACUGGCAGAAACCCGUGUAUGAACUUAAUCCAGAUGACCCGAACAACAAUGGUUUCAUCAAUGAUGAUCUGAUUGUUUGGAUGAGAGAGGCCGCUUUCCCCAACUUUAAGAAGCUCUAUGGGAUUUUAAAUCGAAACAGCCGACCACUCUUCUCAAAGGGGCUUCCAUCGGGGAACUACACCAUCGAUAUAAGCUACAACUUUCCUGUGCAGCCGUUCCGAGGCAGAAAGGAAGUGGUGCUGACCACGCUGACCUGGUUUGGAGGUCAGAACCAUUUCCUGCCUGUUGCUUACCUGGUAACCAGCAGCCUGAUCUUCCUGACUGCUGUUGUCCUCACGGUGGUGUGGUGGAAGUUUGGAAAGAAAGGAAAGAACGUGCUUUUAACAUUUCAAUAAGACGUCUCAUGAUGCCGAAGAC
This is a messenger RNA of Nematolebias whitei (Rio pearlfish), 1161 nucleotides long. RefSeq names its product transmembrane protein 30C (gene cdc50c). Gene Ontology annotation, cellular component: plasma membrane; Golgi apparatus; endoplasmic reticulum. The record is from RefSeq and is a predicted model, not a curated record. The coding region runs from base 69 to 1139 and encodes 356 amino acids. Lineage: Eukaryota; Metazoa; Chordata; Actinopteri; Cyprinodontiformes; Rivulidae. The transcript is spliced from 7 exons. Gene Ontology annotation, biological process: phospholipid translocation.